This is a messenger RNA of Gavia stellata (red-throated loon), 496 nucleotides long. Its product is annotated as cytochrome c oxidase subunit 6A1, mitochondrial. NCBI's taxonomy places the organism in Eukaryota, Metazoa, Chordata, Aves, Gaviiformes, Gaviidae. Gene Ontology annotation, biological process: mitochondrial electron transport, cytochrome c to oxygen. The transcript has 3 exons. Bases 1 to 330 code for a protein of 109 amino acids. Gene Ontology annotation, molecular function: enzyme regulator activity. The record is from RefSeq and is a predicted model, not a curated record. Gene Ontology annotation, cellular component: mitochondrial inner membrane.
AUGGCGGCGCUCGGAAGGGUCUCCCGGCUGCUGCUCGGCGCCGCCGCCCCGCGCUCCCUGCUGGGGCGGAGCAUGUCGGCCGUGGCCCACGAGGGCGGCGGAGCCCGCCUGUGGAAGCUCUUGAGCUUUGUCGUGGCUCUGCCCGGGGUUGGCGUUUGCAUGCUGAACUGCUACUUGAAAGCACAGCAUGAGCACGAGAGACCCGAGUUUGUUCCUUACGCUCACCUCCGGAUCAGGACCAAGCCUUUCCCCUGGGGUGACGGGAACAAAACUCUAUUCCACAACCCCCAUGUUAAUGCUCUCCCAACCGGUUAUGAAGAUGAAAAGUAGGAUCCUGACCACAGCCAGAACUUUGGCUCUUCCCAUCUUGGACCAGAAUGUUGUGUGGGAACCAUCACUUAAGAAACUCCACAUUCCUUCUACGAUGAAGCUGAACAGCGUGGCCUCUGUCUGUACUCGUGUAGAGGUCCUAUAAAUAAAAACCUCUGAACUUGAA